This is a messenger RNA of Schizophyllum commune H4-8, 471 nucleotides long. RefSeq lists its product as uncharacterized. Lineage: Eukaryota; Fungi; Basidiomycota; Agaricomycetes; Agaricales; Schizophyllaceae. The record is from RefSeq and is a predicted model, not a curated record. Bases 69 to 311 code for a protein of 80 amino acids. The transcript is spliced from 2 exons.
CGCCCGGCGAGCUGAACUGUGACGGCGCGUCACUGACUGCUUACUGAACCUCCUCACUCGCGACCAGUAUGGCGCCCAAGAACAAGGGAAAGAAGGGAAAGAAGGCCGCCGACGAUGACUACUGGGCCGAAGCCGGCGAGUCCGUCGAGCAGAACAACGUCGCGGUAGCGUUCGAUGACGCCGCCGAUGGAUCCGAUCAGAAGCUGGGCGCCAGCGGCUCUGCGUUUGCGGCUCUCGAUGACGGUGCAGCCGGCGCGGAGGAGGAGGAGGACUUUGGCGGGCUCAUGGUGCGUGAUCGGUGCGGUGUGUAGGGCUGAGGGGCUUAUACACACGGCAGUCCGCGAUCAAAGCGAGCAGCAAGAAGGAUAAGAAGGACAAGAAGAAGAAGAAGGGAGGCGCUGCUGCUGCCGACCUCGACGAGGAUGCGCCACCCGCGGAGGACGGCGAGGCCGCUGACGCGGCGGGUCCGAA